Molecule: messenger RNA, 666 nt
Organism: Rhizopus microsporus ATCC 52813
Lineage: Eukaryota; Fungi; Mucoromycota; Mucoromycetes; Mucorales; Rhizopodaceae
Exons: 5
Coding region: 1-666 (221 amino acids)
Source: RefSeq, a predicted model, not a curated record
AUGAGAUUUACUACUCUUAAGAUUUUCUUGGCAUUGUUUACAGCUGUUGUGUCCGCUCAAUCCUCACCUUUUUAUAUUACUAAUCCUAUCCAAGGCUCAAGUUUUAAGGCUGGUUCUAUUGCUACGAUUACUUGGUUGAAUGGUACACCUGGUAAUGCCACCGUUUAUGUGUUGACUGGUAAUAAUCCUACCUCCAUGACAAUCACUGGAAUUAAAUUUACUAUCAAUGGUCAAGAUGGCAAGUACAACUGGAAGGUGCCUACUGAUUUACCUCAAAAUGCUACAUAUUCAUUAAUGAUUUCUUAUCCCACAGAAAAUGGUAACACUGCAACCGCGUACUCUAGCUCUUUUACUGUUACUAGCUCAGCUGGAUCUGCAGCUUCUCAAUUGCCCGCUAGCUCUGCCGUUUCUAAUGCAUCUAGUGUUAUAGUAUCAUCUACAGCAAUUUCUUCUUCUGCCUCUUCUACAACUAUCGUCCUUACCGCUUUUUCUUCUUCUAUUCCUAAUACCUCAGCCAGUGCUACUGGUGCUAGCUCUAGUGCUGCUAUUACUCAACCCGCUACUACUACACCUCGUCCCAGUAGUGAUACUAUAUCAAGACAUAAGGCAUCAUUUACUAUCAUUAGCUGUAUGAUCGCUUUAAUUGCUUAUGUUCUCUACAUGUAA